Messenger RNA from Triticum turgidum subsp. durum (durum wheat), 1053 nucleotides. NCBI's taxonomy places the organism in Eukaryota, Viridiplantae, Streptophyta, Magnoliopsida, Poales, Poaceae. The record is from the annotation of a GenBank genome assembly.
AUGAUCGCAGCGCUCUGUUACAUGUCCUGCUCCGAUGCAGUUCUAUGUGGCAUGAAUUGCAUGCUUUGGUCAUCAUGGGGUAGCUCGUUCAGUGCACUCACUAGUUGCAGUUUGUUUCUGUCAGGCAUUACUUCUGUUACUGAGGUGCUUGGGGUUGGGAUGGGAGCUGUUUUGCUGGUGAUGUUUAACAAGGCGGCUCUAUCUUCAUAUAAAUUCCCUUGCGCGAACGUCAUUACACUCCUUCAGAUGGUGUGCUCAACGUGCCUUCUCUAUGUUCUGAGACGGUUAAAGAUCAUUUCUUUCACAAAUAGUGAAACAUCAGUACCCUCUGAUUCACUAUUCUUUGUGCCGUUCAGAAUACUGCUGCGCACUUCACCGCUUUCGCUGUCUUAUUUGCUCUACAUGCUAGCUUCAAUGGAAUCUGUGCGUGGAGUAAAUGUUCCUAUGUAUACAACUCUAAGGCGCACAACAGUAGCAUUUACAAUGACAAUGGAGUAUUUCUUGGCAAAGCAGAAACACACCCCACCUAUAAUUGGCAGUGUCGCUUUGAUUGUAUUCGGAGCAUUUAUUGCUGGGGCUCGAGACUUAUCAUUUGAUGCUCGUGGGUAUGCCAUUGUCUUCGUCGCCAAUAUAACUACAGCUGUUUAUCUUGCAACUAUAAAUCGUAUUGGAAAAUCUAGUGGGCUGAAUAGCUUUGGCCUGAUGUGGUGCAAUGGACUUGUUUGUGGACCUGCAGUACUGUUCUUGACAUAUAUUCAGGGCGACCUCAAGAAAACUAUUGAAUUUCCCUAUCUUUAUUCCCCUGGUUUUCAGGUGGUGCUGCUAUUUUCAUGUGUACUAGCAUUUCUAUUGAACUACACCAUCUUCUGGAAUACAAUCCUGAAUUCUGCACUUACACAGUCAAUGUGUGGCAAUUUGAAGGAUUUCUUCACUGUUGGACUUGGCUGGGUACUCUUCGGCGGGCUUCCUUUUGAUCUGCUUAAUGUCAUCGGCCAAGGGCUUGGCUUCGUUGGCUCAGGCAUGUAUGCCUACUGCAAGAUCAAAGGAAAAUAG